Messenger RNA from Ilyonectria robusta, 1277 nucleotides. RefSeq lists its product as uncharacterized. Gene Ontology annotation, biological process: cardiolipin acyl-chain remodeling; inner mitochondrial membrane organization. Gene Ontology annotation, cellular component: mitochondrial membrane. The transcript has 3 exons. Gene Ontology annotation, molecular function: 1-acylglycerophosphocholine O-acyltransferase activity. Lineage: Eukaryota; Fungi; Ascomycota; Sordariomycetes; Hypocreales; Nectriaceae. The coding region runs from base 109 to 1224 and encodes 371 amino acids. The record is from RefSeq and is a predicted model, not a curated record.
CCGCGCCCCAAAAAAAAAAGAAACCAAAAAAGUUUCACCGUCUGGCCUUUGUCGGGCGGUUGAGUGGAUGGGCCAAUUCUCUGCAGUUGUAGCUUGCGCGCGCACACCAUGUCCGGGCCGCCCUCUCCCGCGCGGCCCAGCCUGCCCUGGCGGCUGGCGUCCAUGGGCGUCAUGGGCUCCGUCGGCGUCGCCUCACGAGCCUUCAUAUACGGCUUCAAUGACGUCGAGGUCCGUGGCCUAGACCGUCUCCUCGGCGUGCUCGACCGCCGGAAGGCGCAAGGUCGUCAGCGGGGGCUUCUGACCGUCUGCAACCACGUUGCCGUACUCGAUGAUCCUCUCAUCUGGGGAAUACUACCUCUACGAUACUGCUUCGAUGUCGCAAAUCUACGUUGGGGUUUGGGCGCCCAUGAUAUUUGCUUCAAAAACAAGGCCUCGUCAACCUUCUUCAGCCUUGGCCAGGUCCUUCCAACCCAUCGUCUGUGGCAUUCAUCUCACGGCGGCUUGUUCCAGCCAACAAUAACAGAGGCUAUCAAGCUGCUAUCCGGCCCCUCGUACUCGCCGGCGCUCUCUCCUCCAUCCUGGGUCCCAGCCUCAGUCCCGGCUGUGGCUCCGGGCACGCCUUCAUCCUCACCAUCAUCUCUCGCAGAGUCCGAUACACCAUCAUUCUCGACCAAUGGGGUUGACAGCUUUACUUCACCGGCCGCCUACGCUUCUAACCGCAAUGCCUGGCUCCACGUCUUUCCCGAGGCAUGCUGCCACCAAAGUCCGGACAGUGGGCUUCGAUACUUCAAAUGGGGAGUGUCUCGGCUUAUACUUGAGAGCGAUCCGGCCCCUGAGUUCAUUCCCAUGUUUAUUCACGGUACACAGAACAUCAUGCCCGAGAACAGAGGAUGGCCCAAGUGGGCGCCGCGCAUCGGAAACAAGGUGAGAGUCGUCAUAGGCCAGCCAACCGAUGUUGACCAGCUUUUUGGCACCCAUCGUGCCGCCUGGCGAAAGCUGGCAGAAAAGGGCGACCCGGAACUCCUCAAACAUAGCCCCGAGGCUGUUGAGCUCAGGAUCGCGGUGGCCAAGAAAGUUAGAGACGAAGUAGAGAGAUUGAGGGAAAGCAUGGGCUUCCCUGCCGAAGAGGACCAGUCGGCUGCCCUGGCAGAGACGUGGAUAAAGGAGCCUCACAUAAAGAAGUUUAAGAGUCCCGUGGAUGGCAGUCUUGUAAAUAGACAUUGAAUGGCCCAAAAAUAGAAAGGACGGAAAAAGAAAUAUACACGAAUCACUGAGGU